Molecule: messenger RNA, 2631 nt
Organism: Cygnus olor (mute swan)
Lineage: Eukaryota; Metazoa; Chordata; Aves; Anseriformes; Anatidae
Product: maestro heat-like repeat-containing protein family member 7
Exons: 13
Coding region: 84-2111 (675 amino acids)
Cellular component (GO): cytoplasm
Source: RefSeq, a predicted model, not a curated record
CCGAGCAGCCGCAGCUCCGGGAGCGCUGGCGAACUCGGCUGUCCUUACGGCUCUCAGAAGACGGCAACACCAGCAGAAUCUUCAUGGUGAGAAGCGCCAGCCCUGAGCCCCGGAGGAGACCCCGGCCCUGCGACGUCAGGAAGAGGACCGGCGCUGUCCCCGACAAAGCCCGGUCCCCACGGGGCCCGCACGCGGCCGCACCCCAGCCGUCGCCCGGCCCAGCCCCUGCUCCCAGCUCUCCUGGGGCGCCGGGAGCAGCAGGGCUGAGCGGGGCCAUCGCAGCCCUCGGGGUGACUGACGUGUUGUCCUUCCUCCCACAGAUGUUUGUGAAGUACCUGCAGCCCUCUGAACGGUUGGGCGUCUUCCUCGCUGCCAUCAAGAGCAUGAGAGCCCCGAAUCCCCGCAGCACCAAGCUGGCUGCCCACAUGGUGGACGUGCUGGCGGCAGAGACCGACUUCCAUUCGGGACAGGUGCUGAACAUCGUGUGGGCCAUCUACAGAACCCUGCCGUCCGUCAGAGCCGCGCUGGCCCUUCAGAGCCUGGACAGGGCCCUGCUGGUGCUGGCCAGCAAGCGCCCCAGGGAGACGGUUGCCAGCCUGCUGCAGUGCUCGCCGACCUGCACCAGCGUCGCCGUCACCAUGUGGAAGGCAAUGGUGUCUGAGCCCCCAGCCACAGAGAGGGUGCUGCGGGAGCUGCUCCGCAUCCUCAUGAACCAGUCUGGCUGCAAGACAUCCACCUCCACCGAGGACCACCCGCGCAUCCUGGCCCUGGCCGCAGCAAGGCCCCUCCACGAGAUCCUCCUGCUGCCUACCAGCCUGGAGGAGGCGAAGGCCGUUUUCCCCCAGCUCUUCCUGGCCCUCCUCUUCCAAGUGUCCUUCACCACGGAGCUGACGCUGCAGGAGGUGCAGGUCUUCCGGCAGAAGCACCGGCAGGACCUGCUCACUCCCAUCAGGUCCACGGUGCAGUCCCUGAAAGCGCUGCUCCGCAGCGUGGGCCUGGGGAGCCAGGUGCUGGCCAUCGAGGCGCAGGGCGGCUGGGCCGCGCUUCUCAGCGCCGAGAGCCACCUCUGGGGCGUGCAGGUGGUGGCCAGGGAAAUGAAGGAGUUGCCCGGAAGCCUGCGUGCCACCAUCAUCCGCCACCUGGCUGAGCUGCUCAGCAUGGAGGACUCCUCCUGGGAGAUGGUGGCCAUGGUCUUCCUCAGCAAGAUGCUGGAGUGCACAGACCUCGGCAACGAGCUGGACUGCGUCGUGAGCCUCUUUGCCACCUACCUGCGGAGCCAGUGCCUGGGCAUGCAGAGCCUGGUGCUCAGGGCGAUCCUGGGGCUCACCGAGAGGCCGGACACGGCAAGGCAAACACUCGUCCUGCUGCCGAGCAUCACAGAGCAGCUGCAGGGUGCAGACAGCGACACCCGCACUGUCGCUCUGCCCGUGCUCAGCACCAUGCUGCGGCUCCUGGAGGGGAGGACGCUCAGCCUCACGGCUCUGGGGCUGGCCGGCAAGCUCCCAUCACUCUUUGACGACGAGUCAAGCGCAGUGCGGGUUCUCUCUGUUCGCCUCUUCCUCGACACGCUGGGCUUUGUGGAGAGCAGUGAAAAGAAGAAGAUGCAGAAGGAGGUGUGCAGGAGCCUUCUCCCGCUGUCCUUCCACCUGCACGACCAGGACGAGAGCGUGGCCGAGGCCUCCCGCGAAGCCCUCCUUGGUGUCGCGCGGUUCCUGCGCUGGAGGCAGCUGGCGCACCUGGCCGAGACGGUGCAGACCUGUAAGAUCGGCGAGUGCCUGCUGGCCAGGAGGAGGAGCGGAGCAGAGGAGUACCUGGGCCAGAGCCUGCCCUACCUGCAGAGCCUGCAGGAGCCCCUGCGGCGGGAGGCUGUGAGGUUCAUCGGGCUCGUGGGGAGGCACCUGGUGGAUCAGCGCAAGAACAAGAGCCAGUACAUCUGCGAAGUCCUUCAAGGCUUGAGGCAAGACCCCUGCGAGUCGGUCUCUUCGCUGGCAGUUCAGACAGUGCUGAUCCUGCAAGCAGCAAGGCCGCGCUCGCGGUUCAGCUUUCGGCAGCUGUGCUCCAGGCUGCAGAAGGCGUGGAGGAGGCGACGCUCUUCCCCGGCAGGCAGCUGAGCGUGCUGGAAAGCUCCCGGCAUCUCCUCCUGCCUGCGGCGCAGCCCCGCUCCCCGGGCACACUCCCUCCACUUCUCCGUCCUUCUACGUGCUGGUGGCACGCCCGAACCAGCUCACGAACCCCAUGAACAACAGGGCUUCAGCCGUCGCCUCUCCAGCAGCGAGCCUGCUCUAAGACCCCCGCUCAGACCUUAGACCCCCGCUUAGGCCUGGGACACUGCCAGGGAUGGGACAGCCGCAGCUCCACUGGGCCACCCGCCCCAGGGCCGCACCGCCCUCAGCGCGGAAAGUGUCCUCCUCCUUGCCAUCAGAGCUGGCCAUCAGCAUCCUCAUCUACACGAAGGCUGUGCCUCCCCAGCCCCGGGGGCACUGUGCAGCCCUCCCUGGAGCGGAGCUCUCCGCACACGCCCCACGCCUGGUGGCCUCGCUGCUUUUCCCUCUCUCUGCCCUUUCGCGCGGUCUCUGCCUUUUUUUCUUUUUUUUUUCUUCUUUUUCUUUUCUUUCCUUUUUCUUCUUUUUU